Messenger RNA from Lagopus leucura (white-tailed ptarmigan), 1718 nucleotides. It is a transcript of the gene TRDN, whose product is annotated as triadin. The transcript has 3 exons. Gene Ontology annotation, molecular function: signaling receptor binding. Gene Ontology annotation, cellular component: membrane; sarcoplasmic reticulum. The record is from RefSeq and is a predicted model, not a curated record. Lineage: Eukaryota; Metazoa; Chordata; Aves; Galliformes; Phasianidae. The coding region runs from base 517 to 789 and encodes 90 amino acids.
UGGGGUGGAUAAGGUUACUUUGAACUCCGUAUUUCAUGUUUCCUGACAUACCCCCCCAAAGAACAGCAAUUAUGUUAGUGAGGCUGCAGUAGUGUUAAACAGCUCUUUCCCAGUUCUUUUGUUUUGUUGGGGUUUUUUUUUGCUGCUUCUCCAUGCUUUCCUUCCCUGUUUAGAGAUGAGCCUUUCUGCUGUUUGUUUGCCAUGCGCAUGGUUCUUAGGAUAUUAGAGAAAACUCACUGGAAGGCAUGGCUAUUUUUGUUAGAGGCUGAUACUUAAGACUGAGCUUGAAGUAUUGCUGCUGGAAGGCCUGAGGUUGCUCGGUGAGGGCAGGAGUCUGCAGAGGAAAGAGAAAGUUCAGAGGGGCACAAAAGAAGAACGAACAGAAUUAGAAAAAGUGGAGUACCUCCCUCCUGCUUGUUCUGCAGCUCCUGCAAGAGUGAGCAACCCAGAGGUAUUAUCUAAGCUGCCACUGUAGAUCUUGACCUUUUUAACAGAGUAUCUCUUACCAUCAUCAUCAUGGCCGAGGUUACACCAGAAGGACGUAUGUCUACGACCACUACAAUAACAGAUGGUAAGAAUGGAUCUGUUCCAUCAUCCAUGAGAAUGGGCAAGAAAUCAGUUACAGAAGACCUUGUGACAACAUUCAGCUCCCCAGCAGCAUGGCUUCUUGUUGUGGCUCUGAUUGUUACCUGGUCAGCAGUAGCUAUUGUAAUGUUUGACUUGGUGGAUUACAAAGCCUUUGCAGAAGGAAUUCACUUGAGUUUCAGUAACGUGGAAACUUCCUUCUGAGUGACCCUUCCUACACAAGCAUCAGAUUUUAAUAUGAACACCAAAAAAAAUGUGGCAAAAUGGACAUAAACCAAGGGAGAGAAACCACCAUAUUUUGCUUGUAAUUUUCCAUAUUAACUAUCAAUCAAUCAUAUUCUUACUAUUUUUCAGUAAGGAACAAGGGUAUGCCUUAGACAAAACUAAACCAAGCAAUUCAUAGACUGGCUGUCAGCUUAUGCAUGCUCUGUAUACUACUCAGGGUAUUAUUAAGCAAUGCAAAACUAUAUUUUUUCGGUAGACUGAGGGAAAAUUUCUAGGCAGAUGGAAAUCUGAUGUUCACGUUGUAUUGGUUAAAUGAGCUUAAAUCCCAAGGGCACUGAUGCAAACUGACAUUUUCAGACCAGGCAGUAGAAACAAAAUAAUGUAAAAUUUAAUCUGCAGAAGGAGUUCAUAUUUUGUAGAGAUCUCUGAGUGAUGAUAUUUCAAUACUGUCAUGGGUUCAAGUCUUUUUCUUCCCAAAUAUAUUUCUGUUCCUACCUGAUUAAUUAAAGCAACAUUUAAAUAAUCUAUUAAUGGUGAAAUGUUAAAUGAAAGAACUACUGUGCUCCUUCAGACCUAGAUUUAUCAGACUGCUUUCUGUUUUUACGGAUACAUAACGGUGGCUGUAUAGCUUUUAUUAUGGCCAGGGUUUCAGCUCCUGACGUCCUAAUCAGCUGCAGUUGUCCAGCUGAAACCCACCUGUGGCAAUAGCUGAAGACUUCACAUAGAGUCACCUGGCUGGGAGUACUGAUACUGAAAUUAUUUUCACCCUGUGACAGUGUGGCCUUUGCCUCCAGUGGAGCUGUGAAGGAAAACUUGGAGCAUGUUUUAAGUGACCCCUUAAAUCUAAAAUCCAGGAAUAGUUUCAUUUUACAAUGACAUUCUUCCUUGAAUAACAUACAGUUUAAAAA